This is a messenger RNA of Camelina sativa (false flax), 1301 nucleotides long. NCBI's taxonomy places the organism in Eukaryota, Viridiplantae, Streptophyta, Magnoliopsida, Brassicales, Brassicaceae. The record is from RefSeq and is a predicted model, not a curated record.
UUUUUUGCUUAGCUCCCUCCCGGCGGCCAAAAGAAAAAAAAAAAAAAAGUUCUCCAGCUAUGGUGAGGAUGAUGUCUUGUGACUUCAGAUUUCUUCUGAUUCCGGCAGCUUUCAUGUUCAUCUACAUCCAGAUGAGGCUUUUCCAAACGCAAUCGCAGUAUGCAGAUCGCCUUGGUUCCGCUAUCGAAUCCGAGAACCACUGCACUAGUCAAAUGCGAGGGCUUAUUGACGAAGUUAGCAUCAAGCAGUCACGGAUUGUUGCUCUUGAAGACAUGAAGAACCGCCAGGACCAAGAACUUGUGCAGCUUAAGGAUCUUAUCCAGACUUUUCAAAGAAGAGGAAUUGCAAAACUCACUGACGGUGGAGGACAGAUCCCUGUGGCUGCUGUAGUGAUUAUGGCGUGCAGUCGGGCAGACUAUCUUGAAAGGACUGUUAAAUCAGUUUUCAAAUAUCAACUCCCCAUCGCUUCAAAGUAUCCACUAUUUAUAUCUCAGGAUGGAUCUGAUCAAGCCGUCAAGAGCAAGGCGUUGAGCUAUAAUCAACUAACAUAUAUGCAGCACUUGGAUUUUAAACCAGUGAUCACUGAAAGGCCUGGUGAACUGAUUGCUUACUACAAGAUUGCACGUCACUACAAGUGGGCACUGGACCAGUUGUUUUACAAACACAAAUUUAGCCGAGUGAUUAUACUAGAAGAUGAUAUGGAAAUUGCUCCAGACUUCUUUGAUUACUUUGAGGCUGCAGCUAGUCUCAUGGAUAGGGAUAAAACCAUUAUGGCUGCUUCAUCAUGGAAUGAUAAUGGGCAGAAGCAAUUUGUGCAUGAUCCCUAUGCACUUUACCGAUCAGAUUUUUUUCCUGGCCUUGGGUGGAUGCUGAAGAGAUCGACUUGGGAUGAGUUAUCACCUAAGUGGCCAAAGGCUUACUGGGAUGAUUGGCUGAGACUGAAGGAAAACCAUAAAGGCCGCCAAUUCAUUCGACCAGAAGUCUGCAGAACAUACAACUUUGGUGAACAUGGGUCUAGUUUGGGACAGUUUUUCAGUCAGUAUCUGCAACCUAUAAAGCUAAAUGAUGUGAAGGUUGACUGGAAAGCGAAGGACCUGGGAUACCUAACAGAGGGAAACUAUACCAAGUACUUUUCUGGCUUGGUGAGACAAGCACGACCAGUUCAAGGUUCUGACCUUGUCUUAAAGGCUCAAAACAUAGAGGCUGAUAUUCGUAUCCGGUAUAGAGACCAACCAGAGUUUGAACGCAUUGCAGGGGAGUUUGGUAUAUUUGAAGAAUGGAAGGUAAUUUCAGAAGAUUGA